Molecule: messenger RNA, 2863 nt
Organism: Bemisia tabaci
Lineage: Eukaryota; Metazoa; Arthropoda; Insecta; Hemiptera; Aleyrodidae
Source: RefSeq, a predicted model, not a curated record
AUGAACGAUAAAAUAAUUCUCAUCACUUUCAUCAUCGUAACCGUUGUUGGAGUGAAUUCCACAACGGUGGCGGAAAACUCAUCCGAAGCAAACAUCACAAUGUGCCCUGUCUAUCCGGAAAUCAUAUGCGCACCCUCCACCUUGACGGACGUUCUUCUAUUCAUCUUGAGUUUAAUGGUGCUCAUUUGUUCCGCUCCGUACCUGUACUCCAAGUACCUAUCUUCCGACUGCAAGUUCCGCUUCACCAGGAUGUCCCGUAAGAAUAACAAUCAGAUAGUCGAUGAUAUAAGUGUCGAUCUAAAGUUCGGAGAAGAAGAAGGGAUCGAUAUGUUUGGAGCACCACCUGACCAGUACCACUGGAAAGGCAAGCAGCCUGUGUCGGCAUCUGGAGGAUUCCAGCAGCAGAAUCAGCUCCAACAACAGAAUCAGCUCCAGCAACAGACCCAACUUCAGCAACAAAGUCAGUUGCAACAACAAGAAAAUGCUGCUGUUGAAAACACCAACAGCAUUCUAACCGACUUGAAUAUCAAUAAUGAUCAACCAUUAAAAGCAUCACCCUACUGGAGUGAUGUUGAUACAAAUCUGGUUGUAGAAACUAAUGAUUCUAGUAGUGAAUGGCAGCGGCAAGAGCCAACACCGUCCAGUCUAGAAAUACAUGUGACGGGUCAGACGAUGGUCCCUGCUGAGGAUGAUGAUGGUUCUAAUGAAAGAGGUGAUGGAGCAGAUGAGGCAGAUGAAGGCCCUCAACCUAAUUAUCAACGUAUGGUUCCUGGGCAGCUUAGUGAUGAAGAAAUCUCCAAUUCCAAUUCGGAUGAGCGAAUGGUCACCGGACAGACUAGUGAAACCAGUGAAAGAGUAUAUUCACGCAGCGAUCUGCAAAAUAGCGUCAGACUCCGUGCCAGGUGGAACGAAACUAGUGUGGCGGCCAAUCAGCGCCUCUCCAGAGCGGCGCAUCCCGCGCUCGCCCGUGAUUGGCCGACACGAUCACACCCCGAGGGUAUAAGAGCAGCGCCCCCGGACUACCACGGCACUCGUGCUCAGUCCUCAAGUUCAGUCGCGCCAGCCACGCUGCUCCAGUCUUCACUCGCUCCAGACGCCAUCCAUCCUGUCUUUCAUCAUCUCUAAAACGGCCCUUUUCAGGGCCACCACAUCACUUGAGCACCCACACUAGUUCUCAAGAGCGCUUAGUCGCAGGUGAGAGUGCUGCUGGCAGUGAUAGUUUGGCCCGUAAUCAGUCUAUUAGCACUAUGAAUUCAAUGAAUUUACAGUCGAAUAAUUGUAGGUUAAUCCCUGGUCAGGGGAACAGCUGUAAUAUUCCAUCAAAUAUUGAAUUAGACUUCGCAUCAGAUACAAGAAGAUUCCUGGGCACAGAGAUGACACAGACCUGAGUACUUCUGGCCCUAGUAGUGUAGCUGUCUCAUGGUCAGGCUCUGAACAAAGGAUGGUUCCUGAGCAAGUCACUGCUGAUCAUAGUGAUAAUCGUAUGAGAUUGUCGAAUUCGUUGAAUGAUGUCUCGACAAAUGUCGAGACACCAAGGCCAGCUCUGGAUUCAGAAUCAGGUUUUGAGCGGACUACUCCUGCUGGAAGAAACACGGGUGAGGAGAACAGUAAUCCCUUACCUGGUUUUCGGAGAAUGGUUGUUGGGCAGAUGCAUCAGGACAGUCCUUCAUCAAUGUCUCAAGCAGAUCAUCCUCAACCCAACAAUGGUGUUAAUCUUGACUCCUUGGAAACCAAUGAACUUCCAGCCCCUGGUUUAGACAGAAUGGUUGUUGGUGAGAUCCGUGGUGAAAGCUCGCCAGGAUCUGCAGCCAAAGAAACGGACAAAACUACGGACGAAAGGAGUGACUGGGAUCGCAGAAGGGACGAUAGGGAAACAGUAAACGCCGAUGAUUCAGAGUCUGAAUAUCGGAAAAGCGAAAAAUCGGACAAGAAGUGGAGUAAUGAAUAAAGUAGACACCGAAGAAGAAGGGAAACCGAUGAUUAUUCAGAUUACUCAAGUCCCGAAAGGAACUAUGGGCGGUCGCGGGAUGAUCUCCAUAGGUCAUCGCACAGAGACGACCGUUACCAUAAAAAACGGGAGGACAGAGACCACAAAGAAACACCUUAUGAACCAUCUCAAGAUGAAAGUGGGAGCGAUCAUGAAGUUGAUAGGAAGUAUCCAGAUGGCAGAGGGCGUAGGAGACAUCGACGCCAUAGCCCCGACCCCCAUUAUGACUAUUACCAUGAUGAUCCAAGACAUUAUUCAGGCCACAGUAGGCACUCAAGGCAUUACGAAUAUGAUGAUCGAUACUAUAAAAAUCGGUCUCGACCAUCUAGUCGAACUGAAUCAGAUUAUCGGCGCAUGUAUCCAAUGUAUGACCCUAGGGCAUCGCAAACAACAAGAGAAAAGGGACAGGACGAUAUAUGGGAAAAUAAAAACAAAAGGGACCGAAAAGUGGAUCUCGGGAAUAAUGCAAACAGUGAGGCCACCUUCUUCCUCGGCAACAAUAGUGUUAAUACGAGACAUACCGUGGGUCAUUUCCAGUCAUCAUCACAUUCGACGUGGGGUAUAUCCCCGACAGGAAUGAAAAAGGAAUUCGCCGCAGGCUCUGGAUUCGUUUCCAUUUGAUACUGAAACAAUCAAUAGGAUACGGUUUUCAUGGUUUACUGCGUUAGACCCAACCAGCAAGAGAGCUAAAUGGACCAAUAAACCGUGCAUAUGAGCCUGGUUGAGUUUCUGCGUGUGCAUCCAGUCAAGCAGCAGCCACUCGUCAUCUUCAACUUUUUAAAAUAAUUUCCUAGGGUAGAUUUUUUCUUUAGCUCAUCACCAUUGAAUUCUGAAAGUUUAUUUUUGAAAUUUUUGUAUUUUUUUCAAAAAAAAAAA